Molecule: messenger RNA, 852 nt
Organism: Trichoderma citrinoviride
Lineage: Eukaryota; Fungi; Ascomycota; Sordariomycetes; Hypocreales; Hypocreaceae
Exons: 3
Coding region: 1-852 (283 amino acids)
Biological process (GO): phospholipid translocation; retrograde transport, endosome to Golgi
Cellular component (GO): endosome; trans-Golgi network
Source: RefSeq, a predicted model, not a curated record
AUGAGCUUGAUUGCGACGUGCGUGGGCUACCUCACGCCAAUCUUCAUCAUCCUCUCGCCCAUCCUCUCCUAUGGCGACCAGGCCCUAUCCAUGCACCGCAAGAAGACCAGCGCGGGCUUCUCUCUCGACAUUCCCUUGAUUAUGCUCAUCGCCUCUUUUUUCAGGAUCUUCUACUGGCCCGGCGCACGAUUCGACUCGAGCUUGUUGAUACAGUCCCUAAUCAUGGUGGGCAUGCAAAUCGCCCUCCUCAAGAUUGCUCUUGAUCACCGACCCUCUCCGUCAAACAAGGGCGGAGAGGCCGGACUGCCGUUUGCUGCCCCAGAAGGUCUUUUCGCUCAGAGGCCGUAUAAUUUCUGGCAGUGGAGGUCGCCCAAACCGUACUGGCAAUUCAUCCUUUACCUCUUCUUGGGCCUGCUCGCUGGCGAAAUUAUCAUGUCCACCAUUUCACCCGGCUAUUAUCCUGCAUAUUCCGUGCUGGUCGGGUACAUCGGCCUAUCCGUCGAAGCCACGCUCCCGAUUCCGCAGAUUCUCGCCAAUCUGCAGUCCAGGUCCUGCAAAGGCUUCCGGGUGUCUGUCCUCGCGAGCUGGCUCGGAGGCGACGCCAUGAAGCUUUUCUGGUUCUUCACCGCCACGAGCGAGAUCCCGCUGGCAUUCAAGAUUUGCGGCAUCUUCCAGGCUGUGUGCGACUGCUUCCUGGGGAUUCAGUAUCUGAUGUUUGGAUCGGGCGAAAGCAGUGUCAAGGAGCAUCCGCUGCAAGACGUUUCAGCCCACGAAACCGGAGCGCAGCCGCAGAGCAGGAGCAUGACGCCCACACGACGGUCUGCUCCGUUUAGCGACUACGAGAGGAAAUGA